CGAAGCUUAGAAUUAGAUCACAAGUGCAGGAAAAUACCAAGAAAACUUCAUUGAGAGCUGUAGUUUCAACAUAGGUAUGCCAUAAACACUUCACUCCCACCUUAUCUCUGUAAUCUCAUUUUCCUCAUACUAACCUGCUGAAUACAAAAAAGAAACCAGUGAGAGUUUACUUGGUAAUGGGGUCAUCACAGUCUAGCAAUCAUGACAAAGAUGAAAACCUUACAGCAAUUCUCACACUUUUGUUCAUGGUGUUUACUCUGCUCUGGUACUACUGGAUUUGGAAGAAACCGAGCAGAAACCCUACACCUCCAUUGCCACCAGGACCUCGUGGCCUGCCGCUACUCGGAUACCUUCCAUUUCUUGGUGCAGAUCUUCACGUAGAAUUCACAGACAUGGCAAAGGUUUAUGGCCCAAUUUACAAACUCCAACUUGGCACCAAGUUGUGCAUUGUGGUCAGCUCACCUGAGCUAGUGAAACAAGUGGUUCGUGACUAUGACACAACAUUUGCAAACCGUGAUCCUACAAUUGCUGCUCUGAUUGCCUCAAAUGGAGGAACCGACAUCGCGUUUGGAUCCUACGGUCCAUAUUGGAGGAAGCUGCGCAAGAUGUUUGCGAGUCAGAUGCUAAGCAAAACCAAUCUUGAUGAUUGUUAUGCUCUGAGAAAAGAGGAGAUGCACAAGUCGAUCGGUCAGGUUUAUCAUGACAAAAUUGGAACCCCAACUGACUUGGCCCAGUUUGCAUUUUCCACAUCAAUCAACACAACCAUGCGUAUGCUAUGGGGUGCCACUCUACAAGGAGAGAAGGGGGGUGACUUUGGGGAAGAGUAUAGAAAAGUUGCGGCAGAAAUGAUAGACCUACUCGCAAAACCAAACAUCUCGGACUACUUUCCUGCGCUUGCAAGGUUUGACAUACAAGGAAUAGAGAGGCAAGCAAAGAAAGUUCAAUCCAAGAUUGACAAGAUUCUAACUUGUGCCAUAGAAGAAAAGAUGAAGAAGCUGGCCUCAGCUGAGAACAAUAACAGGAAGGACUUUCUGCAGUUCCUCUUGGAGAACACUAACACUCCUGAAGAUGGUUCACUAUCCCUUACGGUGCAACAACUGAAGGGCACGCUCACGGAUAUUGUGGUGGGUGGAACUGACACUACGGCAACAGUAGUGGAAUGGGUUCUGGCUGAGCUGAUGCAGCACCCAGAAGAAAUGAUAAAAGUUCAAGAAGAACUAACACAAAUUGUGGGGUUGAACAACUUGGUUGAAGAGUUUCAUUUGCCUGACUUACAUCACUUAGAUGCUGUGAUCAAGGAGACGUUUCGCUUGCACCCUGUACUCCCCCUUUUAGUGCCCCGGUGUCCAACCCAAUCUACCACCAUUGGUGGCUAUUACAUACCAAAAGGUUCCACUGUUUUUCUGAAUGCUUGGGCCAUACAGAGAGAUCCAAGUGUUUGGGAAGCUCCCUUGGAAUUUAGACCCCAGAGAUUCCUAAAUCCUAGCAAUAAGUUUGAUUACUUGGGUAAUAAGUUUCAGUUUCUUCCAUUUGGUUCAGGGAGAAGAAUUUGUCCUGGGAUUUCCUUAGCAGAGAGGAUGCUAAUCUAUGUAUUGGCUUCAUUCUUGCAUUCGUUCGAUUGGAAAUUGCCUAAUGACGAAAAGCUUGACCUCUCAGACAAAUUUGGACUUGUGACAAGGAAGAAGACUCCACUUACUGCUGUACCAACAGCCAGGUUAUCCAAUUUGGAGCUCUAUGCUUAAAAGCAUUCGCCUAAGUGCGAAUUUUAAACAUGCAGCAAGCACUUAUCUUAGCUAUAGGAGUUUCUGCUCCAACUGUUCCCUAAUUCUUAAUUCUACUGUGCUUCUAUAUAUAUGUUGUAACGAAAACAGUGCACCCGGUGCGCCGCUCACCCAUCCAUCUCCGCCGUCCAUUUUGAAAAAGUCAAAAAUCCGCGUCAAAUGGACGGCGGAGAUGGACGAGUGCGCUGAAUAUGCUCUCAUGUUGUAAGAAUAAAUGGAGAAAGUAGGAUAAUAAACAUAUUUUCUGGUUUCUCUAUGCUUGGCUAUAUAUGUUUCUGACUUUCUGCUCCAACCAACUGCAGUACAUAUUCUUAUGUGGUUAAGCAAUUGCAGAAUGGCUACAACUACAGGUAACAUGACUAAAACUAUGAGUGUUCGACCCAGUGAAAAGAAA
This is a messenger RNA of Fragaria vesca subsp. vesca, 2175 nucleotides long. Its product is annotated as flavonoid 3',5'-hydroxylase-like. Bases 177 to 1742 code for a protein of 521 amino acids. Gene Ontology annotation, molecular function: oxidoreductase activity, acting on paired donors, with incorporation or reduction of molecular oxygen; monooxygenase activity; heme binding. Lineage: Eukaryota; Viridiplantae; Streptophyta; Magnoliopsida; Rosales; Rosaceae. The record is from RefSeq and is a predicted model, not a curated record. The transcript is spliced from 2 exons.